AUGAGUGGUGAUGAACUGGCUGUCUUGAGAAAGACCUGGGACAUUUAUAUUACUGAUAUGGCUACUAAUGGGUUAUUCGACGAGAACCCCACAUUCCGGGCGUGGUUCCCGAAAAUGGUGGGCGAACUCCGGGAUAACCCGGCGGUCAUACGGAACGCCGAAAGUGACUUCUUAUUCAUAUCGGGGCUCAUAGACAACUAUAUCGAACAGGAUAAGGGUGAGGCAAGAAAGAACCUUGCUAAAUGGUCAGGGUGCCACCAUAAGAAUAAUGUGACGGCUGAAAUGUUGGGCAAAUUUCGGGAUGUGCUCCUGGAUGAAUUGAAAAUAAAAUUGGAUCCCGAAGUUAUGGAUGAGGCAACUAAUAGCACCUGGGCUAAGUUCUUUGAGACUGUUAUGGCGCUACUCGACGAAAAUCCCACAUACAGGGCGUGGUUUCCGAAAAUAGUGGGUAAACUCCGGGAUAAUCCGGAAGUUAAAAGGAGUUCCGAAGUGGACUUCCUAUUCAUAUCGGGACUCAUAGACAACUAUAUCGAGAAUGAAAAGAGUGAAGCCAGAAAGAACCUUGCUAAAUGGUCAGGGUGCCACCAUACAAGUAAGGUUACAAGUGAAAUGUUGGGCAAAUUUCGAGAUAUUAUCCUGGAUGAAUUGAAAAUAAAAUUGGGUCCCGAAAUAAUGGAUGAGCCAGCAAGUAACACCUGGGCUAAGUUCUUUCAGAAUAUUAUGGCGUCAAUUUAUCAUUAAUUUUUAUUCAAGUUUAGCUUGGAC
Messenger RNA from Oppiella nova, 765 nucleotides. The record is from the annotation of a GenBank genome assembly. NCBI's taxonomy places the organism in Eukaryota, Metazoa, Arthropoda, Arachnida, Sarcoptiformes, Oppiidae.